Molecule: messenger RNA, 1602 nt
Organism: Saccostrea cuccullata (small rock oyster)
Lineage: Eukaryota; Metazoa; Mollusca; Bivalvia; Ostreida; Ostreidae
Exons: 2
Coding region: 88-1503 (471 amino acids)
Biological process (GO): proteasome-mediated ubiquitin-dependent protein catabolic process; protein polyubiquitination
Molecular function (GO): ubiquitin protein ligase activity; zinc ion binding
Source: RefSeq, a predicted model, not a curated record
UUAAAUACAGGAACUACACAACAUUUUGAAACGCAAGCUAAGGAGAAAAGGUCAAAGAAGUUUUCUAAACCACGGAAUACAUGUAGAAUGGCAAGGCAAGAAACUUUAUGUCUCCUUCACCAUUCAAAACUGACGUCAUAUUGCAAUGUUUGUGGUGAAUUUGUGUGCAACUUGUGUAAACAGUCUAGAUUCGGAAAACAUGAAGGUCAUCAAUAUAUGUCAGCUACGGAAAAGACCAAUGAAUUAAAAGAAGAAAUUUCAGAAUAUCACAAUAAUGUAACCGAUAUAUGUCUUAAUCCUCUUCGGGAAAUUAUUCAUGAGCACUACUUAGUAAAAUCUCGCCUUGAAGGAAACUGUGAUGAGCUGACCAGAGAGGUGGAGAAGAGAAAAGAAAGCUUUAUAAAAGAGAUAAUAAGGACAUCUCAGAAAUUGAAAAACAGUAUUAAUGGACACAGACUGGAAUUCAGUCCAGGCUUAGCGAGUAGAAUAGCAAAUCUUGAGGAUAAGAAAAGAGAAAUUGAUUUUCUGAUGAAAACGUGUGAAAAUGUGACCAAUACUGGAAACAUCUAUGAAAUAUUGGAGUUCAAUACAGCUAAAAAGCCACUUUCUGAGUUGCAUACAACACACUCUUCACCGAGACAGAUCCCAACAUUAGAACUUCACACACCUAGGCCAGGAUCUCUGGUCGGGGAUUAUUUUGGAAACAUACGGAAGUCUAGGACUAUUUUCAAAGAGGAAAUAAGAGUGUUGAAAUCUUGGAGCUAUGACAUCUACAUAGAGCACCUGUUCACGAGAAAUGAUUGUGUCUGGAUCAGUAAAACGGGUUUUUUUGUGUCCGUGAAACCAAAGACGGGCGAGGAGGUAGAAAGGAAGCUCUGUUCUCUACAUCCUUCCGGUUUUAUAGUGUCAACUUCCGGUGAAGUAAUAUAUUCUGUAUCUAAUGAACACUGUAUAUACAAAAUAACCCCGGCGUUAACCGUACGUUUAAAACACACUUAUCCUUACUCUCCAUGUGGCCUGUGUUUGGCCAGUAAUGGUGGAUUCUAUGUAUCUAUGCACCAACAUGGGACUAGUGGGAAAAUAGUGCAUUAUUUUAAUGAAGAAUGUGCCGAUUGGUUGGAAAUAAUUUGCUACAGAAAGGGGGUGCCCCUUCUUAAGAAGCCUAUUAAGAUUAUUGAGAAUGGUAAUAGAGAUCUUUGUGUCAUUGAUGCCGCCUCUGAAAGUGUCAUUGGAAUGAACAGUAUGGGUAUAUUUAAAUUUGAAUACACAGGAAGCCGAACAAAUUUUGAACCAAUAGGUAUAUGUUCUGAUUCUAGAUAUAACGUACUUGUUUCGGACUUUGGGCAUAAGAUGAUAGAUGUUCUCCUCCAAGAUGGCCGAUUUCUAACUUCGAUAAAGUUGCAGCCAUUGGGCAUCAGUAGACCAAUGGGACUGUGUGUUACAAAGGACGGUCACCUGUGUGUUGGACAGGGUAAUGGAUGUGUUCACGUAUUACGAUAUUAAAAUUGGUUGUCUUAAAAUACUCAGGAGUAAAAUACUGAUAUUAUUUUUUAUCUACUCAAUUUCAUCAAAUGACUUUUUUGAAAUAUGAAGUAUCUUAUU